CCGGGCACGGGGGGCCGGGCAGGAGACGGCGCCGGGGGCGGUGCGCCCUGCUGCCCGCCGCGGGCCCCGGGGCGCCGGGGCGCUGAGCAACAGUUGGCCCCGCCGCCGCCCAGCAUGAAAGUGUGCCGGCGGAAGGCGCUGGCGCUGUGCCUGGGCUACGCGCUCCUGCUGCUCCUCGCUGCCCUCAACCUGCUGGAGUACAAGUGGCGGCGGGAGCCGCGGCGCUGCGGGGAGCCCCCGGCCGCCCCUCGCCACCGUCUCCCGCCGCCACCUCCGCCGCCGCCGGCCGGGAGCGGCGGCCCGGCGGGCCCCCGGCGGCAGCUGGUCUAUGUCUUCACUACCUGGCGCUCGGGAUCGUCCUUCUUCGGGGAGCUCUUCAACCAGAACCCCGAGGUUUUCUUCCUCUACGAGCCGGUGUGGCACGUCUGGCAGAAGCUGUACCCUGGGGACGCCGUCUCGCUGCAAGGGGCAGCCCGCGACAUGCUGAGCUCCCUGUACCGCUGCGACUUCUCCGUCUUCCAGCUCUACAGCACGGCGGGCGCCGGCAAGAACCUCACCACACUGGGCAUCUUCGGGGCGGCCACCAACAAGGUCAUCUGCUCUUCGCCCCUCUGCCCGGCCUACCGUAAAGAGGUGGUGGGCAUGGUGGAUGACCGGGUGUGCAAGAAGUGUCCCCCGCAGCGCCUCAGCCGCUUCCAGGAGGAAUGCCACAAGUAUCGCACGCUGGUCAUCAAAGGUGUCCGUGUCUUUGACUUGGCUGUCCUCGCCCCGCUUAUGCGGGACCCGACUCUGGACCUCAAAGUCAUCCACCUGGUGCGGGACCCCAGGGCUGUCGCCAGUUCUCGUAUUAAGUCCCGGCACGGCCUCAUCCGGGAGAGCCUGCAGGUGGUGAGGAGCCGGGACCCCCACAUCCACCGCAUGCCCUUCCUUGAUGCUGGCCACAAGCUGGGCGGGAAGAAGGAGGGGGGUGGUGGCUCAGACUACCAUGCCCUGGGUGCCAUGGAGGUCAUCUGCAGUAGCAUGGCCAAGACCCUGCAGACUGCUCUGCACCCCCCUGACUGGCUCCAGGGGAACUAUAUGGUUGUGCGCUAUGAGGACCUGGUGGUGGAGCCCAUCAAGACCCUGCGGCAGGUGUACAGCUUUGUCAACCUGGCCGUCAGCCCAGAGAUGGAAAAGUUUGCCCUCAACAUGACCAGUGGCCCCGGCUACUCCUCCAAGCCCUUCGUGGUGUCGGCCAGGAACGCCACCCAGGCGCUGAGCGCCUGGAGAACUGCACUCAGCUACCAGCAGAUCAAGCAGGUUGAGGAGUACUGCCACCAGCCCAUGGUCCUGCUGGGCUAUGAAAGGGUUGGCAGCCCUGAAGAGGUGAAGGACCUCAGCAGAACAUUGCUCAGGAAGCCGCGGUUGUGACGGGGCAGCGGGUGCCUGCCAACUGCCCUGGCUGGUGGCUGAGCCCUGCUGGGGAGAGGAGCGGCUCCAGCUGGCUUGAGUGAGGGAGGGAGCCGGGAAAAGCAGCCUGGCUUCUGAUUUCCUCCAAAGACUGCUGAAGGGUAACAUACAGUAAUGUGAUGAUUUCUUUCUUUCUUUUUUUACCCCUUCCCUUCCAUUGAGUUAGAUGCUAUUAAAGUAAAUAAAUAAAGUGGAUCAGAAAAUACGUGUAAAGCUCCUUUCCCCUUCUCUAAAAUGUCAGGCAAUGAUUCUGUACCAAAAUCUUGUUAAUGGAGUUCUUGUAGGCUGAGGAUGGUUAACGGAAACUCUUGCACAAUUCUUAACACAUCUUUAUCUCCCUUAGUGUGAAAGGGUUGCCCUUGGAAAGCAUAAUGCUGAAAAUCAGACUUUUUGUAUGAAAGAAAAUAUGACAUGAUAGUAAUCAAGAAACCAAUAAAUGAUAUUCAUUUUUAUAAUUACCUCAAUUGUUUGGGAAUUACAGUGUUGCUUAUGUACAGCUGGAGGGGAUGCUUCCUUAAAAUAGCAACAUGGACUUUCAAAUAGUAUGGGUGGUGGGGCUGGAGUGCAACAUUUGACAUGUUCAAAGAUUAGGAGCUGCUUUUGCAGGAGCAAGUACAGAUCUCACAAAUGUAGUGCAGGUUUUAUGGCUAUGUUAAAGCAGGUUUCUAUUUAACUAUUGUCUUUUUUGUUGUAUUUAUAAAGUCUUUCAAGUGCCACUGUAUUAGUGUUCUGAGAGUUCUGAAACGUUUGCCAUCACAGCAGUAUUUAUUUUUGUCUUGACAUGUAUGUCCAGGAGUCACUGUCAAAUAGAAGUGGAUCUACAGCGUGACAAGAAGUGCAGGAUUUAAAAAGACAUUUAUCAUACUGGAAACAUUAGCAUGUGUGGAAACAAAAAAUUAUAUAUUUAUAUAUAUUAUAUAGUGCUAACAAUACAUAAGAUAUGUAAGAUAUUUCUUGACAUUGAUUGAUAACAGGCAUAACAGGGAAGCAUAAAAAUGCAUAAAAUGAUUUAUUUUUCCCCUUUAUCAAGUGUCCAAAGUUAUAUUUAUGUACAAAGAGGAAGAAAACGUUCAGCUGUCUGUUCAUAGCUGUGAUGGAGCUUUUACAGAGUCAAGCUAGUGUUUGAUUUCAGAGUGCUGGUUAGAUGCUUGUUUCUUGUGAAUUGUUAUUGCUCUGUGGUGGAGGCAGAUGGUGGUCUGGCUCCUUCUGGGAGCUUUGCCCAGAGACUCUGCCCCAUCGUUAAAACUUGAUUAAAAAAAGCCAACCCAAAACAGAUUUUACUACUUCUGCUUUUAUAAUUUCCUGAAAAGCUCUUGUUUUAUUAAAGGUUAAGUGGUGUGUUGCAUACGAGAAGUGCAGACACCUCAAGUAGUUUUUAAUCUUUGCGAUAUUCUCUGAUGCUCUUCGAAGGCUCAUUUUGGAACCUGAGUUUUUAAAUGAAAGUGGUUUUGCCAAACUGUUCUCUUAGGAGACUAUAGAUUUUUCUACAAGAAGUACAUUUUACAUUGCCUAUUUGGGUGUUGUGCCUUCAGAAAUUAUGAAGAGUAUGAGUCGGAUAAAGGAAAGUGAUUUGUGAAAAUAAACUGAUUUUAACAGUUUAUUAAACUGUUUAUUAACUGUUGUUAGACAGUUUAUUAAACUGCUGAUAAGUGUGUGUGUGCGUAAGUGUGAAAAUUUUUGUGAUGUGUAAUAUGUCUGUUUCUUGUGUUAGUGCUUAUAGAGGUGAUAACUGGCUACUAAGCUAUUGACUUCUUGAUUAAAUUUUGGCAUUAGAUGUUGAACGAACUCUGAAAAGGAAACUAAUUUAAUAAACUAGUUAAAAGAUUAUUGCAUAAGGUUGCUUUUACACUUGCUGGGUGACUGCAUUAUGUGUGUCCAUUCCCUCAGUUCAUCAUCGGCACAGAUAAUGUGAAUAAUUUCUAUCAGUGGGAGAUCUUGUAAUUGGCCUGUUAGGAUCUAUUCCUAAAUUCCAGAUAGCAGUGCUAAAAAUGGGAGGAAUAGUUAAUCUGAUGUGUAAGAUACAGGUUAAGUAAGGUGUUGUCGUGGACUGAGGUGUUUUGUGUUAUCUCUGUACGUACUCUGCUGUGGUGCUGAGUGGAUAUUGGAUGUCUGGGUUUUGGCUGUAUCCUGUGGGGUGUUUUUUUUUUUUUUAUAUAUCAUUCUGUGUGUCCUGGGGCAGUGCUUGAAAAUGAUCUGCUUGUAGAGCGUGUCGCUUGCUUUUUAUCCACCCACUACUUUACGACCCACCCCUGCUACCCACCGCACAGUCCUGUCAGCCUGCCUCGCAGCCGCCCUGCGUGUGUUUGCCAGCGCUGCUACCAGCAGGCAGGCGGUCCCGGGGAGCUGCAGAGCCUCUGCAGAGCGGGGUGCUUACCUGUGAGGAAGCGAGCCCAGUGUCCCCUCUGGGCUGGAACAGUGCCCCAUGAUUUUGGCUCCCCUGGCUUAAAACUUCGCUGUGGUUUCUAAAUGAGGCUUUCUCAUGACUGUGUUACAGCAUAACCUCUUUUGAUUUUGGGGCUGAAGCAUGAUCAUUCAUGUGUGCAGAAUUCCUUGGUCUCUUCUGUGUGAAUAAAGUGAACAGGAGGUAAUUGUGUCUGGAAGUGUGAAAUAAUGACUUAGUUUCCAAAAAUCUCCUUUGGCUUCUAAUUAUAUUAAAAAGCUCAUCCUGUUGUUCUGAGUGAGCACUCACUGCUCUUCUAAUAAUGGUGGAUCAAAGCAUCUGCUUCGCUUUACUGGUAUGAACAGUGUGCCAGUAGAGUUGCAGCAUCUGAAUUUGGUCCAUAAUUUGAGCUCUACCUGCUACAUUGCAGCAGGAAUUACCCAACAUACUGAACGGUUGUACCUGGGCAUGUUUUGGUGACCAAAAAAAAGUAACGCAAAGCUCAUUUUGUGAGAAUAAAGGACUGCAUUUUUUUUCGGGUAAAGCUUAAGGAGAAGUGUGUGGGACUCUGCUGCUUGUGUAAAAUACUGGUGGGCUGAGCCCUAUGUUUAAUGCUGCUCCAUUAAAAAAAAAAGUACAUGAACAACUAGCAGUUAAAAGAGGCCAUUUUUAGUCCUUUUGGUAUUCAGAAAAGAGAAUUAGAAGAAUGUAAAAAAAGCCAAACAUUAAAAAAAGA
Pezoporus flaviventris is the source of this 4565-nucleotide messenger RNA. RefSeq names its product carbohydrate sulfotransferase 2 (gene CHST2). Gene Ontology annotation, molecular function: N-acetylglucosamine 6-O-sulfotransferase activity. The record is from RefSeq and is a predicted model, not a curated record. The transcript has a single exon. Gene Ontology annotation, cellular component: Golgi membrane. Gene Ontology annotation, biological process: N-acetylglucosamine metabolic process; carbohydrate metabolic process; sulfur compound metabolic process. Lineage: Eukaryota; Metazoa; Chordata; Aves; Psittaciformes; Psittacidae. Bases 115 to 1410 code for a protein of 431 amino acids.